UGUAUGAGAUGUGGGACACUAUGAUUGAAAAAAUCCAAGAGGUUAUUUUUAAGCAUGAAAAAAAAAGUAUUGCACUUGAAGAUUCAGCAUUUUUUGAUCAUGUGCAUAGAAUAUUGAUUGCAAGAUGGGAUAAAAGUAGCAAUCCUCUUCAAUGCAUGGCACAUACAUUAAAUCCUAAAUAUUAUGGAAAAAAGUGGCUUACAGGGGGUGUUGGAAGAACCCCACCACAUCUGGAUCUAGAAUUAUCAACAAACAGAGUAGCAUGUAUUAAUAGGAUUUUCAUUGAUGUACAUCAAAAUCGCCGAGCUAAUGAUGAGUUUGAAAGGUUUUCUACUGGAAUUGGAGAAGAUGUAGGUGCAACUGUAGACAAAGAUAAUUAUCCAUCUUUAUCUUGGUGGAUUAAACAUGGAACUGCUUAUCCUACUCUUCAAUACCUUGCUUUCAGAUUGCUAGUUCAACCUGCUACAUCUUCAUGCAGUGAGAGAAAUUGGAGUACAUAUUCACAAAUCCACACUAUAAAACGAAAUAAUCUCACAAGCAAACGUGCAGAAAAUCUGGUUUAUGUGCAUUCUAACCUUCGGCUUCUAUCACGGAACAAAGAAGAAUAUAGGGAAGGAGAAACUAAAUAUUGGGACGUGAAUGUUGACGACUUUAACUUAGAACAAGAGAAUGAACUUGAAGUUGUUAAUUCAAGAUUCGAAGAACCUUGUAUUCCCUCAACAUCUUCUAUUGUGGAAGAAGAGGAGAUUGGGGAGAACGAUGAUUUGGGCAUUGAUGAUGACUAGAAUGAUGAUGAACAAUGUUUUGUGAUGAUUGAUGAAUAAUGUUUUGUAACUUUCUUUGAGACUUUCUUGCUUAUGUCUUAGUAGUUAUCACUUUUGAGAUUGGUGAUGAACAAUGUUUUGUUUGAGACUUUCUUUAUUAUCAUUUUUAAUUUUUUUGAAUAUAAUAUUCGCCAUAUCCGCGUAUCCUAAAA
Messenger RNA from Nymphaea colorata (pocket water lily), 976 nucleotides. RefSeq lists its product as uncharacterized. The transcript is spliced from 2 exons. Bases 9 to 785 code for a protein of 258 amino acids. NCBI's taxonomy places the organism in Eukaryota, Viridiplantae, Streptophyta, Magnoliopsida, Nymphaeales, Nymphaeaceae. The record is from RefSeq and is a predicted model, not a curated record. Gene Ontology annotation, molecular function: protein dimerization activity.